AUGUCCCUAGACUCGCCUCAAAUUUGGCGCACGCCUCGAAACCGUAGCCUCAUUUUCUCCUCUGCUUGCCCUCCUUUCCCCACUUCUCCCCCUCAUUUUCCCCCUUUCUUUCUCUCAAUUCCCCCCCUGCUCCCUUUCAAGUCCCCCCCUGCUCCCUCUCAUUUCCCCCCUUCUCCUGCUCAUUUCACCCCCUUCUUCCUCACGUUUUCCCCCCUUCUCCCUCUCCUUUCCCCCACUUCUCCCCCUCAUUUUCCUCCUUUCUUCCUCUCAUUUCCCCCCUGCUCCCUCUCAUUUCCCCCUGCUCCCUCUCUUUUCCCCCGUGCUCCCUCUCAUUUCCCUCCUUGCUCCCUCUCAUUUUCCCCCCUGCUCCCUCUCAUUUCACCCCCUGCUCCCUCUCAUUUCCCUCCCUGCUCACCCUCCUUCCCCCUCUCCUUCCCCUCAUUACCCCCACUUUCCCCUCAUUUCCCCCUCUCCUUACCCUCAUUUCCCCCUCUCCUUCCCCUCAUCGCCCUCCUUCCCCUCAUUCACCCUUUCCUUAUCCUCAUUUCCCCCUCUCUGUCCCUUCAUCUCCCCCUCUCUUUUCUCGCAUUUCCCCUACUCCGUCCCCUCGUUCCCCCCUCUCCCCUCAUUUCAUCCUCUCGUUCCACAAAAUCCCCACCUCUCGUUUCCCACAUUUCCCCUUCUCUGUCCCCUCCUUUCCCUCUUCCCGUCCCCUCCUUACACCUCCUUCCCCUCAUUUUCCCCUCUCCCUCCCUUCGUUUCCCCCUCUCCUUUCCCUCAUAA
This is a messenger RNA of Closterium sp. Yama58-4, 783 nucleotides long. Lineage: Eukaryota; Viridiplantae; Streptophyta; Zygnematophyceae; Desmidiales; Closteriaceae. The record is from the annotation of a GenBank genome assembly.